Aplysia californica (California sea hare) is the source of this 10433-nucleotide messenger RNA. RefSeq names its product serine/threonine-protein kinase PAK 1. The record is from RefSeq and is a predicted model, not a curated record. The transcript has 9 exons. Gene Ontology annotation, biological process: intracellular signal transduction; protein phosphorylation; regulation of MAPK cascade. Gene Ontology annotation, molecular function: protein serine/threonine kinase activity; ATP binding. The coding region runs from base 375 to 1856 and encodes 493 amino acids. Lineage: Eukaryota; Metazoa; Mollusca; Gastropoda; Aplysiida; Aplysiidae. Gene Ontology annotation, cellular component: cytoplasm.
AUUGUCAGAACGGACAGUGACUAGAUCUAGAUGAUCUACUUCCGCAUUUAGUUUUCAAGUUGGGUGCUGUUUCUUUCUUUGCUUGUUUUUUUUGUUGCUUUCAGACUCUAAUCAUCAAUUAAUUUUAAUUAGGCUAAGGAUACCUCGCCUGAGGUCGUGACUUUUCAAAAUGGACGGAUUCAACGGUGGUUUAGUCUGAAGUCGGAAAAGUGUGUAGAUCUAGAUCUAAUCUAAGUACAGUGAAGACAGAGUAAGGCGAUAUAUCUCAACUCAAGCUGUGACUGUCACUGGCACUGGUGUCCCGUACAAGUACAAGACCAAGAAGAGAGAAGGGUUCAAGCUUGUUGAAAGGACCAUCAGAUCUGAUUGCCACAAUGCCUCUCAAAGGUUUUUUUCGCAAACCGAAAAACUCUACAAGUUCCACCAAGUCAGGGGAAGAUGAGGUCACCAUGUCUAUAGGGCAGCCGUUCAACUUCAAGCAGAACUUCCAUGUUGGCUUUGAUAAAGAGAAAGGUUCUUUCGUUGGCCUCCCUGACUCAUGGCAAAACAUCCUCAGCACAUCCAACAUCACUCAGAGGGAGCAGGAGGAGAACCCAGAGGCUGUGGUAAACUCCUUGAAGACCUACACCCGCUCCAUCAAACGGAGGUCCUCUACUGCAAAGUUUAUGGUUGUUGCUACAACAAUUCGAGAAUCUGAUGAACUCUUAGAUUCAGAUGAAAGAUCAUCAUAUGGUUCAGAGAAAAGUCAAGAAACCCCAACUAGUCCCGAAGUUGAGACAACAGAGAAGAAAGACGAAGCGAUAUCUCUACCGCCUGUGUCUCCCAAACCAAAGAGUCCAAAAGCAGAGCCGGCAAAAGAUGGUGCAGCCGCUGACGAAGUGUCUGAUGGCAUGGCCAGUAUGUCAACUGGAGAUGAAGCAGAUGGGGAAGUUCUCACAAGAAGACCAAGGUCUCAAAAGAAAACAAUGACAGAUAAGGAGGUCAACGAAGCACUCAAAAAGACAGCAAGUCCGGGGAACCCACAGGACAAGUAUGAUGUCCAGAAGAAACUUGGACAGGGAGCGUCAGGCCUGGUGUGUAUGGCCAAGUGUAAAGAAUCAGAGGAGGUGGUUGCCAUCAAAAUGAUGGAUUUGAACCAGCAACCCAAAAAGGAGUUGAUCAUCACAGAGAUUGAGGUGAUGAAGCAAUACAGGCACGAGAACAUUGUCAACUUCCUCGACUGCUACUAUCUGGAGGACGAGCUCUGGGUUGUCAUGGAGUUCCUCGACGGUGGCCCACUGACAGAUGUUGUGACAGAAACCAUUAUGAAGGAAGGUCAGAUUGCUGCUGUUUGCCGGGAGUGUCUCAAAGCCUUGGAGUUUCUCCACAAUCGAAACAUCAUCCACCGGGACAUCAAGAGUGACAACGUGCUGCUAGGUAUGGUCGGUGCGGUGAAGGUCACAGACUUCGGCUUCUGCGCCCAGCUCAAUGCGGAGAAAGGGAAAAGAGACACAAUGGUGGGCACGCCAUACUGGAUGGCUCCAGAAGUUGUGUCCAGAAAGCAGUACGGAAACAAAGUUGACAUCUGGAGUCUGGGCAUUAUGAUCAUCGAGAUGUUGGAAGGGGAACCUCCAUACCUGCAUGAGACAGCUCUUAAAGCCAUCUACCGCAUUGCCACCAAAGGAAAGCCUGAGAUUAAGGAUGAGCACAAAUUGUCCCCGGAGCUGAAAGACUUCAUCGACAAGUGUCUAGAGGUUGACGUGGAAGAACGAGCCUGUGCCACCACUUUGCUCCAACACCCUCUCCUGGAGAAAUCUAUGCCACUCGCUACAUUGCGUCCACUAAUUUCCGCGGCACGGAACGCGAUGGGAAAAUGAUCAUCCUGUCUCACCUAGUUUGUCAUUCAUUAACUAUUGUUUGUAUAUGGUGACUGUUUGUUUGGAAUCAUGUGUUUGCUUUUUAAAAAUUUGAUUGCAAGUACAUGGUUUGUGACUGUUAGUAAUGCUCCCACGGCAACAGCUCCAAAUGAGGCUUAAUUCACUGAGCAUAACUAGAAGAAACCAGCUGAGAAAGAAAGUUUGGGUCAAAGCAUCAUGAUUAUUUUUGUUUUUGUAUCAAAAUGAAUAAUUUACGUGCACAAACUAUUGCAGGGUUGGAUUUUAUGAAAUAAUUUGGCCUUUAGUGAAUGAAGGUGAGGUAUUUAACGGAAAAAUAGGUUUACCUUAUAUUGGCACACAAAAUUUGUGUUUGGUUUUUAGUGAUCCCUAACCUUGAAAUAUCUCAGCCAAUGCAAUCGAUAGAAAUAUUUUGGAUUUAUUAUAAUCAUAAUUAAGAAAAUGAGGGUUAUUGUUAAAUUAAGUCUCAUUUUGAGAUGUUGCCAAGUCUAUGCACUCUCAAAAUGAUGUGCCCCUCACUUAAAUGUAUCAAGUCAGCAGGAAUGCUGAACAACUGAGUGUGUUGCUUGAAUUCUCUGAAGUGGUAGAAUUGAAUAUGUUAGCCUUAAAGUAAGAAGAGCAUCAUUGUUUUGCAAUCAAAUCUUUCUCCCAAGGGCUGCAGAACAGCUACUUCAUCUGCAACUAGGUGGAAGUUUGAACUCAGAUACCCUGUGUUUGAACUAAUGGUGAUCAACACAUACUUUUAAUAAGAAUUAUGGGGAGAAUCAAUUUUUGUCAUUCUUAUAGUAUUGAAUGAUGACAGAGAAAGUCAAAACAUUGUUAUAAUGGAGUAGUCUUAUCCUUACAUGUAGUAGUUGCAAGGGUUUAAUUAAAGAUGUCACUUUAAAUGUCAUCAACGUCUGGAGAAGCUUUUCAUACACUGUACACUUUAUUGCUUCACUCUUGCAAAGAUUGUAUAUUUUAUGGCUGAAUUUCUUGAAUAGUGCAUAUGCAAAUGGAGUUUUAUUACUGUUAUUUUAUAUUUUACUACUGCACAAGACAGGUUCAAGUAUUACCUGUCUAAUUUCUUGCGUUUCUAGGUUCCGUCACAAUAUCUUUUAUUGAAAGUUGAAGAAUAAUUAUGUAUUUAGUUGCACUGGUUGAAAGGAAUGUUGGAGGAAGUAUUUUAAAAAUGCUUUGAUGGAUUUAAAAGGGGGAAAUGUGUUUUGUUGAGCAGAGAGGUAGGAAUAGAAAGUUUGUCACAUUCCGUUGUCUAAAGUGUUUUGUUUGUAAAUGGAAACUUGUGACUCGAAAUGGGAGAAGAUGGGAGGGAUGUAGAACAUGUUUACUUGUUGUUUUGUGGUUAAAGGUGGCUGCUCAAUUCUAUGCAAAUGUGUUGGCAUGUUCUGUUCACACUUAACAUUGAAUCCUUUCCAUGAUCUUGAAAAAUGUUAACGAGGAGAAAUAAUUUAAGAGCUUUCCCUGUAGCGUGAAAUUAUUUUAUCAUUCAGGGGAAAAUCCUGUUGAAAUUAUGGCUUUUUUUCCAGACCAUUUCAGGUUGUAGGUCUUGUAGAAGUUGACUCCCUUUUUACAAUCACAUGUUACGCAGGGUGAAUGCGAAUAAUGUGUGUACUUGCUUUCUUGUUUUUGUGAGGAUGGUCUUGAGACACAAGGUAUUCAUUUAUGUGCCUUUGGUUUUCGGAUGGCUGUUUUUCUGUUAGUGUCAGCCUUGGAUGAGUGCCAGAGUGGACUGGUGUUGAGACCAUGAGGUUAGCAGGUUGAUCUGUUCAGACUUAGAACAGGGCACAACCGACUGGAGGACCUGCGGCGAACAGCAGCCUUUGUACCAGAGACAGGAAUGUCCAUUCAGAGAUGAAUGAGAAGAAGAAGAAGUGGCUCCUGUUCUGCCUGAUCCGAAAUUCAGGGUUUUUAAACACUUGGGGUUUUAUGAAGUCCAGGGCAUGGCUUUGUAGAGGGCUAGGGCCUGUCUGUACUAUGAUUGGCUAGUACACACUGGCUCCUUGGUGAUAUUUUUAUCACAGAUUCUUGGCACCUUGGCUUGCAAUCCAGGGUGUCUAUUUUAAAGGUUGCUCUUAGUCAUAACGCCAUUUAAAAACCUCUCUUGAGGUCUUGACUGAGCUAUCGCACUACCAGAAGGGAUGUUGAUGCCGCUCAAGUGAUAGCCAUCUUGUCACUGAAUUGUUUCAGCUGUCUUCUUGUUGAGGGGAAGGCCAGUGAUUUAGCCUUUUCAGAAUUCCAAUGACAGUGGCCAGUCACAACACUGAUGUCAAGAAAACUCCUAUUAGGCACAGAAUCCAUUCGUUGGAGUCUCUGGCGUGUCACUGCUAUGCUCCAUUGAUGACUUCCUGAAAAUGAAUAAUUUUACUUGUAUAUUGUGUCUGAGAAUACCCUGUGUAUUGUAUUUGUUCCAGCAAAGUUUUAUUUUUAUGGUGUUGAGGAAUCUUCAUGACCACUGUCAGCAGUUUUCCCAACCCCUUGUAUGCCUUGGGCAAUGCCUUACACUGCAAUAUACAGACAAGUGAUUAAAUUACUCAAACCUCCUUCUAUAAUGUUGGCGCUCAUAUGACCUUAUGCAGUUGCGAGCACCGUAAAAUUACUAAAACAAAAACUUUCUAUAAUGUGGCACUAAGCCAAUUUGCAAACGCUUUGGAUUGGCAACUACUUGGAGGCAUCGGUGUGGGGGCUGUUGGAAAAUCUGAACCAUCAGCGUUUGAUUUUUGCAUUCCACAUGAGAUUAUUGCUGCUGGCUCUCAUUGUGCCAUAGUACAAGCUGGUCACCUAUAGGAAUCGGCAUUGGUUGGAUUUUUAUGGAAUUGUAGAUCUCCUAAAAGUUUUUGGAAAGAAUAAAAACAUAAACAUUGCUCUUAAGUUCUUAGUUUUGCUGUUAUUUGGUCUGCAAUCCUGUGCAAAAUUUUCUAAUACAAAAGUCAGAUUUCUUUAUAAAAAUUCUUUUUGUUCCUCUUAAAACUUAAGGAAAGCGUGUGGUUCUUCUGAGAUUGUUAGAUUUUUGUGUGCCAUGCAGGUUUGGUAACUGUACUUGCUGUUAUUUAGUCCUUGUGUUUGAUCUCUUUGUGAUGAAGUGAAAAUAGUUCCUCUUUGUAUUAUUCUUAUAAUCAGACACUUGUCUCAUGUUUGUGUCAGGUGCUUGAUUUUAUUCAAACUCCCAUCAUUUCCUGAAGUUGGUUAUUUAAAAAAUCAGAAAAGGACAUUAUUUAAGGCUCCAUGUGUACAUUCCACAACUUUUAUAGGUAGCAGAGACUUGUCAACAGAUUGCUGGACCUGAGGUUACAGUUUGUGGAGAAAUAUUCAUUUGUUUUAUUGAAAUUUAAUAAAUUUUCUCACUUUGUAGCAGGUAUUGAAUUAUAUUAUAGUUGCUCUUGAUUAAGAUUUUUUGUUUUUGUUUCUAUGGUUAGUAGUCUCACCAGCAGUCUUUUUCUUGCCUGUGUGUUAGCGGAUGGUUGGAGGAUACAGCACUAGUUGUAGCCCUACUCCUUUUCUUUCCUGUUUUAUUUUUCUGUAUGUCUAUCUUACUUUUCCCCUGCACUAAAUGGCCAUUAUUAUGUUGAUGUGUCUCUCUGCACCAGUUCAUACUCGAUUCAGCCUAUGUGUUAGCCUGUGGUUAUGUCCUGCGACUCAAACCGCAGUGAGAAGAUUGUGACGGGAAAGUGAGAUCUGCCAGUUAGGGGUGCCCACUAGUCAUGUCGGGUCGGGUCGAUUUGACAGUCGGGGCUAGCCAAAGUGAGGAAACAAAGCGGCCAUCGUGGCACAAACCGAUUGACUCAGUCGGUGACCUGCAAAAACAGAUGCGUUUUUUAUUUGGGCCUGUGAGUCUCGCGAUUGGGUGGUUUGCUGCCAAUCACAAGGCUGAGUCACAUGUGGCACCCUCUUCGAAAAAGUGCGGACUUUGGGAACAGAGUUACCCUACUUGUGUGAAAAACAAUAAAAGCAAAACUAUCAAACUGCUAUUCUUCUUCUGGAGAAAUGAAGGAGAGCUUCAAAACAAAAACUGCAGCGCCAUCUGAACCAAUGCUCGGACUUCCUAAGCGAGGACACUUUUUUGGCCGAGUGAACUAUCUUGUUAUGAACGAUCCUUGAUAAUAGAAAGCUAUCGAUGUAGAUCUAACCCUUGUUUAUGAGAUUCCAGGCUGCCGCAGCACUGUAACAGGGAACUGUGGAAAGGAGCCUUGGAAGUCAUUGAGGUUAAAAGUUUCUCUACUUUAACUUCCAUGUUGUUGGGUACAAUCGCGGCGGCGUUGUAGUGUGCACUGAAACCACCAGAAAACAACCCGACCCGAUCGUGCCAAUGGGCACCCCCUAUAAGUACUUUCUGGUGGUGAGCCUGAGAGAGAAGAAGGGAUCCUGACGUGUUUUUUAAUGUGCCUAUCUGAACACACAUGCACUGCACCACGCCUUGGGAUUAUAUUUAUAUGUAUAAUGAACAGCAAGCUACACCCAUCACAGUGCCUUCAGCUACCGCGUUAUCAGUUUCUUCUCUUCCCUGAUUAAAAUCUCCACCAAGCGCUUGGCUAUCAGCACAAGUACAUUCUUAUUCCUUUUCUUGCUGUGCAGUAUGCAUAUAUAUAUAUAUGAAUGGUUUGAUCUUCAUGAGUAGCCUGAAAAACUUUGUCAUAUUAACAUUCACCUUAGGUGUGAUUUUAACAUUUAGUUAGAAUUGCUGUUGGCAAUGAAAUAAAAUCUGUAGGUGAAGAAUUGAUGAGCAUCUGUUAAUUUCUGUGACCGUUCCCGUUAACAAUGUAAAGAUUGCAGAAAAAAUUGUUCGUUACUGAACGUUGUUUGUAGUGUCUUCCUGUUUUUCUUACGAUUAUUACAGUACAGAAAAUGAUGUUGUACUUUGCACAUGCAUUACAUUUAUGUCUAUAUCAUUAUUUAUUUGAAAAUAUAAUGUGCAAAAUUGUGAGAUAUUUAAUGAUCUUCAUGGAAAAUUUGAGGAUUCCUACGCCAUCCAUCUGUAUGCUGAAAAUUUGAAACGUGAAAUGGACAGCCAACUACUUUGAAAAUGGAAAGGAUUGAGUUUUCAAGUCUUUAAUACUGUCCCCUAAAUAUCUUAACAGUAGUGCACUCUUUUUAAAAAAAAACCAAAAUUAUCAUCGGCAGAAUUCUUACGUAAUGUGGAAUAUGUCACGGAAUUGUUUAUUUCGGAAAAGUAUGUAAAAGGGUAUCUAGAUCUACCACUUUUUUGCUGGAACUGGAAAAACUUUUCAUAUAGCAAGGACAAUGCCUCUUGGGGCAUUUGUAUGAACAAGCUAGCUGAAAGCUCAGGGUGUUUGUUUUGUUACUUAAAGUCGCAGUGGGUAGAUACAAAAGCGAGAACACUUUGUUUGAGACUUGCACAGGUAUUUACAGGGUCAUUCUCUGGAUUAUCACCAAAGAGCGAACAUAAUUGUUACAGUGCUUACAUUCUGUACAAGAUUUAUUCUCAGUUUUUAUGCAGAAAGGCACUAAUAUAAUAAUAGCCCCAGAAAUACAAUGCGAGGCAAAAGGUGCCAUUGUACUAACAGCAACAUACUAACGAGUUAAAGAACAGUAACACUAUGCACAUAUCAUGACACUUGUUUAAUGUUUGACGUUUUCAUAGAGGCCAGGUGUACAGGACAGACUUUCUUGCCGCUUCAUUAAUUUUAACCACUCCCCCCCCUCCCCCCCUCCCCCCUCCCCCCUCCCCCCCCCCACACACACACUCUCACUCACACACACACACACUAUUUUCAAUACAACUUUCUUUAGUAGUAUUGUAUUGCACUGUUGCUGAAACAUCUUGCUUGGACCAUGUAUUUCUGAUGUAAUGCGAGGUGUGUAUCUAAUGUGUUGAAUGAGAGAGUUGUUAUUUAACUUUUGUUCAGUCUACAAAUUGUUUGUCUACUUAAGUUUCUCUCGUGAUGACAGUAUAAUAAUAUGCUCUGCUUUGGGGUUCGAGCAUAGGAACAAGAAUUAAUGGGAAUAAUGAUUUAGGAGGAUUAUGUUUUGCAGCCAGUGAUCUUUAUUUUUGUCCAAUGUGGUGUAAUGGUCAACAUACAUUUUUGCUGAUGCGUUGCUUUGUAAAGUCUUUCUGUGUAUGAAAAUUGUUGAUGGAUGCUCUAUGGUGGUGGUCCUCUUCUAUUUUGGUUCAUAUUAUAUUAAAUUUUUUUUUUUUUUUUUGGUGAAUUAUCUCUUUUCUUCUCAGCACUGUAUAAUCAUUGCGUCCAUCUAUGUUUUGUCAACUGAAUUAGAUAAGUUCAUAAUCUCGUAUGUAAUGUAGUUUAUCUCAUUGUGUACAAGCUUUGAGACCGGACUCUUUUUUCAUGUUCUUAUUUCACCUUGUAUUUCUCUACUUCAUUAACAGACAUUGCUGCUUGAACCUGUAAUUCUGAUUGGAAAAAAAUGUAAUCUUUUCCUAUGUUUAAUCUUCUUGUACUUAUUUGUUGUUAUAUUACUAUUUCGUUUCCUUCACCCUGUCCUUUGUUGAUGCCAGGAACCUUUUAUUGAAAAAGAUUGUGACAUUGGAUUCAUCUUUCAUAUUUGUUUGUCUUUGAUAAUAUUGUCUCAGGCUUUAAACGUUGCUUUAUGUGGAUUAUGAAUGAAAUAUGUUUACACAUCAGUAUAUAAAGUGGAUGGCAAAUGCAUUCCUCCAAACUUUAGUCUCCAAAUUUCUGUAUCGCCUCAAUUAAUAUUUUCGCUUUUUGUUUAUAAAAAAAUCUAAAGAUAAUUACACUCAAGACGUGCAAUCAUUUGAAGUUCAUUGCAGGAGUGUUGUCAUUGUUAAGAAUUACACUAGUUUCAAAUGUUCUUUUAAUUUCAAGUUGCUUAGAUAUUUCAUCAAGGGAUUAGUUACCUUGUGAUGUUUGUCACUGUGAAAGUGUUUGCGUUUGCCAUUGUUGUUUUCUCAACUUCACGUCCAUUUAAAGCUGACAAUUUAAGACUGAUGCCUUCUCUUGAUUUGACCUUAAUACAGAAUGAAAUAAAAUCAAUGUAAAUACAUUUGAGUCUAACGAAGGCAAGAUUUUUUUCACCUAUUUGUAUAAUCGUAAUAGUGGAGGAAGAACGAUGGGUUUGGUAUACAACAAGUGUUUUAAAGUCCUCAAGUAGCUGCCAAGAAAAAAGCUUAAACUUUGGCUUUGUCCGUGGCCUAACUAUUUCCUCUCUGGUGAUCCCUAGCUUUAGCAAAGAGAAGCAGCUCUUGUUGAAACAUUCACUAAAAUAAUUAUGUAAAUUAGUUUGUGGAACAAGUUCGUUAUUAUUCUCUAACACUUGGUACUUGUUUCUGUGACAUAAGUCUUUGCAGUGGUGUUGGUGGCCAAGUAAUUAAACUACCUGACCGGUGUUAGGGGGUUCGAACCUCAGCUCAGUCCAACAUUGUGUCCUUGGGAAAGGCACUUAACACAAAUUUCCUAUUUGGCUUGGUCCUUUCUUUCAGUGAUGGACUUUAAAAUUGGAGGUUUCGAUUCUUAAAUUAUCUAAUAGUGUUGAUAGGGGUGUUAAACCUAUAACAUAGUCUUUGCUACCAGAGUUUGUCUUCUCUGUUCACUGCUGUAGAACAGUCUCCACAUUCGAUUCAUGCGCUGUCGCCCUCAGUUCUGCCUCUUAUAGGAACUUUCAUAAGAGGAUCCUUUCAUACAAAGAAGAGCACAUAUUUGAUAAGGAAUUGAACUUCAGUAUUUACUGCCAUUUAAGAGGAUCUGAUUCAUAGUCAACAAACAGACAGCUUCAUGAAAAUUUUAGUCGUCAUUGAAAAAAACAACAACCAAAAACCAAAAAAACCAACACCCCCCCCCCCCCCCCCCCGCCCCCCCAUAGUAGGGCCUAUAUCUUAACUUUCGCUGUCAGGGUAACUUUGUGUAGACAGAGAGUUGUAAGAAGUGGUACGGGAGUUAUGUGUGAGUCUGCAGAUGAAAAAGAUUUACAAGUAAGUGUCUUUUUAUUGAAAAAAAAAGUGUAUAAAGAAAAAGACAUAAAGGUAUAAGGAUCUCGAAACUUUCUAUGGCAAUUAAAAAAAAAAAGUACACCACAAAAAGGGCUCUUAGUCUUACAAGAACAAAGAAUGAUAUGGUUUGCAUCAUGUCUCUUUGUUCCUUGUGUACUUUAAAAAAAACAUUUUUGGGAGGGGGGGGGGGGGGGUAAGGCUGGGUCAAAAUGUACCAACAGUCAGCUAUCUGGUCCUAGCAUUCUCGCAACUGUGCCAUUUGUUUUAGGUAUUUUUGUUGUUGGGUUUGUUUUUUUUUGUUCAUGUUGAGAUUGUUAUUGUACAUUAGUCCUAUAUUUUGUAUCAUUUACAUUGUCCACAGGACUCAACAUUCCGUGAAGAAUAUUCUAGUAUGUCUUAAAAGUGUCAUAGACGUUUUUGUACUAUUAUCUUUUGGAAGUGUCAUUUGUCGUGUUUGUCUCUCCUGAUUAUAUAGAUUGUGGUCAAAAUAUGUGGCUUGUUUAUUGUCAGGAACGUCUUGCUAGGUUUUAUUCAUGGAUCGGAGGGGCUGUAAAAAAAAAAUCCACUGGUAGUGCAUAUAGUAGGCAGUCUUGUUUUUUGUUUGUUUUUAAUGUCCCUCUGUAUUAAAUCUAAAGCUCAAA